This is a messenger RNA of Entamoeba nuttalli P19, 234 nucleotides long. Its product is annotated as ribosomal protein L37e protein. NCBI's taxonomy places the organism in Eukaryota, Evosea, Mastigamoebida, Endamoebidae. The coding region runs from base 1 to 234 and encodes 77 amino acids. The record is from RefSeq and is a predicted model, not a curated record. Gene Ontology annotation, biological process: translation. Gene Ontology annotation, molecular function: RNA binding; structural constituent of ribosome. The transcript has a single exon. Gene Ontology annotation, cellular component: cytosolic large ribosomal subunit; ribosome.
AUGACUAAAGGAACCAGUUGCAGAGGUACUAGACAUAAUAAAACUCAUAUUCUUUGCAAGAGAUGCGGAAAAAGAUCAUGGCAUUUACAAAAACAAAGAUGUGCUUCAUGUGGAUAUCCAGAUGCUAAAAUGAGACAAUAUGCUUGGGGAUACAAAGCCCUUAGAAGAAGAACCCAAGGAACUGGAAGAAUGAGACAUUUAAAAAUCGCUUUAAAAAGAACAACUAAAGCUUAA